Molecule: messenger RNA, 1173 nt
Organism: Amoebophrya sp. A25
Lineage: Eukaryota; Dinophyceae; Syndiniales; Amoebophryaceae
Source: the annotation of a GenBank genome assembly
AAGAACUUCGAAGACAUAGGGACACGUUUGCAGCAGAAAAUGUUAUGGAUCAUUUGUGGUUUUGAUCCGAGAUGAUCACUGAUACCAACUAGCUACGUAAGUAUUUUUUUUGAGCAAGGAGUAGUCUAGUUGUCCUGUACUUGUUUUUCGAGAUGCUGCGCAGGCAUCUGUGUCGAAAAAUUGAUUGCACCUCUAUCAGGGGACAUGCUCCGCUUUCUUCAGCUCCACAAGGGCGAAGCAUUCUCUAUCUCUAGUACUUGAAUGACCUUUAUUUUUUUGUAACAUACUACCUCAACCUCUCUAACCACAAUUUUGAAGACGAAGUUCCUGAGGAAAUUCCAGCAGUGUAUUGUUUUGGGGAUCCGGAGGCGCGACUACGCGUACAAGACUGGAAAGAAAGGAUGAGCCCUGCAUCAAGGAGAAGCGCUAGGAGUGAAUCACCAAAAAGCACACGUAUUUUUCUCUUUACGUGCUUUGGAGGACAGGGGGAUUCCCUGUCUAGGAGUGAUUCAGGAAGAAAAGAUUUUUGAUCGACCACUGAUUUUUUUAUUUUUGAUAGCCGUUGCUCGAUGAUCGAGUGACGAUAUCGUGUAAGUAUUUCUGAAUCCGUUUAUGUACUAGUGUUGGGGGACUGUUUCAACGCUUCUGUCUUAAAGUUCUACUUCUAGAGAAUCUUAUAUGCUGAUCUUCACAGGUCAAUCCUCGCGUGGCUCCCCGAUGCCUCCGGAGGCCUUUGGCAGGUCACCGAGCAUAAGGCCACGAUCGGCGGAGCAAUUUGUAGAUUUGAAUCCGGAUGAAAUAUAUGAAAGGGCAAAAGAAAAACUCAAACGCGUGAUGUUUCACGAUUCACCGACAGGAGCGUCUCCAUCUUCAAAGACCGGACAACUAAAAGUUGCCGGACUCUACCCUGGAAAACGGUAUUGCUGAUUUCUCGUUGCAUUUGCCAUUCCGGAUGAAGAAGUUCAAAAAGACUGAGAUUUUUGUUUUUGAUUGAUUAGGCCCUAAGGACGAUAGAUACACAUACAAGUGUAAUAAUCCUUUCACCCAAGAAGAGUCCCACAUGAUCAGGUGCCCAGACGAGGAUAUUGAUGCAUCGAUGCGAAGAUGGGUGUCUAGAAAGACAUCGAAGGGGGAGAGCAGCAACAACAAGAGGAAACGAAAAUUAGACUCGAC